UCUUUCUCUCCCUCCAAUACCCGCCUCACACCCAAAAUCUUGUCGCUCCAAGUCGCCAAGAUGCCUCGAAAGUGGAUUGACAAGAAGUCGGCGCAGCACUUCACCCUCGUCCACCGGCCGCAAAAUGACCCGCUCAUCCACGACGAAAAUGCGCCUUCCAUGGUGCUCAACCCUACUCAGACCAAGAAGAGUUCCUCAAAGUCGAAAGAUCUAGACGAUUUGGCCUCUGAGCUGGGCUACGAGGCCGAGAACAUCCGCGCAAACGAAGGCGAGGCUGCCAGCUAUGGCGUCUACUACGAUGAUACCGAGUAUGAUUACAUGCAGCAUCUGCGCGAUCUCAACACUGGAGGAGGUGAGGUUGUGUUUGUCGAAUCAACUGCGACAGCCAACAAGGGCAAGGGAAAGCAGAAGCAGUCGCUUGAGGAUGCGCUCAAGAAGCUGGAUAUUGAUCAAGAGGCCGGCGAUAUUCUCGAUGAGGACAUGCUGCCUUCAAAGAACCUCACUAGGGUCACAUAUGAGGCCCAGCAAGAUAUCCCAGACUCCAUCAAGGGCUUCCAGCCGGAUAUGGACCCACGGCUACGAGAGGUUCUCGAGGCUCUAGAUGACGACGCUUAUGUGGAUGAAGAGGAUGACGACCUUUUCCAGCAGCUCGCCAAGGAUGGACGAGAACUAGACGACUACGAGUUUGAGGAUACACAGUUUGAUGAGGACGAUGGUUGGGAAUCGGAUGCCACGGCAAAGCCCAACAAGGAGUACAAGAACGAUGAGGUGCCCCAGCUUGUCAAGGCACCAGCAGAGCACCCGGAAGAGGGCCCUUCACAGGACUGGCUCGAGGAUUUCAAGCAGUUCAAGAAGGAGCAGAAGAGCGGCCGCGCACCAGCCGCGCCGUCUGAGCUGCAGUCCAACUGGACCACUACAACAAACGGUGGCCGACGCAAGAAGAGAAAGGGUGCGCUGACCGAUGCGUCAAGCUACUCCAUGACAUCUUCGUCGCUGGUGCGAACUGAGCAAAUGACAUUGCUGGACGCAAGGUUCGACAAGAUUGAGGAGCGUUACAACGAGGACCUUGACGACGACAUGCAGUCCAUGUCGGCCGUGUCUACCAUGUCCACCGUCCAGGGCCCAAUCCGCGGCGACUUUGAUAACAUCAUGGACGACUUCCUUGGAAACUUCACCAAGCCAGGAAAGAGGACGUCAAAGAAGACCAAGGCCCAGACAGGGCUCGAGCAGCUGGAUGAGAUCCGAAAGGGGCUGGGUCCUGCUCGGAUUCGAGGUCGGAUAAGGUGA
Molecule: messenger RNA, 1287 nt
Organism: Fusarium keratoplasticum
Lineage: Eukaryota; Fungi; Ascomycota; Sordariomycetes; Hypocreales; Nectriaceae
Exons: 2
Coding region: 61-1287 (408 amino acids)
Biological process (GO): ribosomal small subunit biogenesis; ribosomal small subunit export from nucleus
Cellular component (GO): preribosome, small subunit precursor; cytosol; nucleus
Source: RefSeq, a predicted model, not a curated record